Iphiclides podalirius (scarce swallowtail) is the source of this 2082-nucleotide messenger RNA. Lineage: Eukaryota; Metazoa; Arthropoda; Insecta; Lepidoptera; Papilionidae. The record is from the annotation of a GenBank genome assembly.
AUGAAUGAGAUGGCCAGUGAUUUAAGGGAGGCGAGGGGAGCGGGGGAAGGGGGGGGGGGGGUCUGGUUCGCACUUUCGUUUUCUUCGGACGGCGCGGCGUCAGCCGAUUUCACCGCACCACCGGUGUUAGAUCUGUUCGAGUCGCUGGACACGCAAGUCGAGACGAAGAGCUGUCCAGGGGUGUGCAUGCACACGCUUACCGCCCUCAUUUGCAGCAAUGUUCAAGACGGUGCCGAAUGCCCGAAAGGCAUGAAGUGCUGCAUGGAUGAACCACUGGAAAACGAGACCGCUAUCACUACCAGGCGGCCUUUCACCACGCGGUACACUACCACGGAGUCUGACGAAGAUGAGACAACCACCCUGGCUCCCGACAGACACAAAGACAGUGGCAACAUCGCGUGCCCGGACGUGUGCGUGGUGGUCCAGCUAGCCCAGUACUGCCAGGCGUACCUCACCACGCCCAAGCUCUGCGUCAGCGGCCGCGUGUGCUGCGUCACCAAAGACUUCUACGGAGACAACCCGCCGGAAGACCUCGUCAUACCAAACGAGAAACACCACCAUACCAAGAAACCGAGCACCGCACUUACUACGAUACCGCCCCCAAAGAAGAAAAUAGAGCGCGAGUGCCGCGGCGAGUGCAUAAGCGGGCUGUUCGUGCUGCUUUGCGACCACGUGGACGAGCAGGGCAGCUGUGCCGAUGGCGGCACCUGCUGCAUCACAGACACCAAGAACACCGACACCACGACCAGACGGCCUACCACCACGCCGCGCCCCACUACGCCUGCCCCACUUCCGCGCUGUCCCAGCUUCUGCCUGCCAACGGUUAUGGCCGCCUUCUGCAAGUACCCCUCCGAGAUCAUAUCCUACACCAACUGCAAGUUGGCGAACAUGUUCUGCUGUGACAACACCAGAGCAGCGAAAACUCCGCGUCCCACUACGCCACGCACCACCACCACGACCACCACGCCGGCACCAGCCGACCCUCGGCUAGACUGCCCAGGGUCUUGCGUGGUGCCACUACUCUCUUUCACGUGCUUCCACAACGCCGAGAUAACGGACGUGUUCAAAUGCAAGAAGGCUGGGACGCAGUGCUGCGCGCCCAAGUCCAAGAUCCUGGAGGUGGUCGGCGCGCCCGAGAGGAACGACACCUACCCCCUGACCACCACCACGCUGGCGGCGUUCACCCACUACACGCCCACCACCCACGCCGUGGUGUCGCAGCACACCACUCCCAUCGACCGAAUCGCCUAUCCAUACGAACCAAGCUACGGGUCUACUUUACGUAUACCGGAGAAGUACAAUAAGUACGUCUGCGGCGUAAAAGGCACGUCGUCGCGCGCCGGCCGCGUGAUGGGCGGGGAGGACGGCGAGCCCGGCGAGUGGUGCUGGCAGGUGGCCCUCAUCAACAACAACAACCAGUACGUGUGCGGGGCGGCCCUCGUCGGCACCCAGUGGGUGCUCACCGCCGCCCACUGCGUCACCAAUAUUGUGCGCUCUGGAGACGACUACUUCGUGAGGGUUGGGGACAACGACCUGACGCGGAAGUACGGCUCGCCCAGCGCCCAGACCCUGCUGGUCGCCACCACCUACAUCCACCACAACCACAACAGUCAGACCCUGGACAACGACAUCGCUCUACUCAAGCUCAAGACUAAAGCUGAACUAAAGGAUGGCGUCUGCCUCGUGUGUCUGCCAGCGCGCGACGAGGAACAUGCCGCCGGGAAGCGCUGCACCGUCACCGGCUACGGCUACAUGGGCGAGACCGGUCCCAUCCCACUGCGUAUUCGUGAAGCCGAGCUGCCGAUAGUCAACGACUCGGAAUGCGUGCGGAAAGUGAACGCUGUCACAGAGAAGGUGUUCAUUCUGCCGUCGAGCUCUUUCUGCGCCGGCGGUGAAGAAGGGAACGACGCUUGCCAGGGUGACGGCGGCGGUCCGCUGGUGUGCCAGGACGACGGGUUCUACGAGCUGGUGGGGCUGGUCUCGUGGGGCUUCGGCUGCGGCCGCCAGGACGUGCCCGGCGUCUACGUCAAGGUCUCCUCCUUCAUCGGCUGGAUCAAUCAGAUCAUAUCCGUCAACAACCCG